Molecule: messenger RNA, 717 nt
Organism: Eimeria necatrix
Lineage: Eukaryota; Apicomplexa; Conoidasida; Eucoccidiorida; Eimeriidae
Product: LCCL domain-containing protein, related
Exons: 4
Coding region: 1-717 (238 amino acids)
Source: RefSeq, a predicted model, not a curated record
AUGCCUCUGCAACUUCUACGUAUGGAAGCGGCUUCGAAGCUUCCCGGGCGCUUCAGCCGGGGACCGGCUACUGGUCUAGCGCUGGAGAUCACGCAACUGACGAACAAGGUAGACGCUCGCAAACAUGAAAUAUCUGCAUCUCCCACGGCUUUCUUCCCCUCAGUCUCAUGGAGUGGUACCCUCGAGGUCCCCGGAAAGCUCAAAGGUGUCCGGAUCCGCUGGGAAUAUGCACCUCAGGUUUGCACUGAAUUCUUAUUUGUUGAAGGGGGGAAAGUGAACAAAGAGGGCUCGCGGGUAGUCCUGAGUCCGUGUGAAGACGCGAUAGCCCUGGGGGACGGCCGGGAGCUGUGGCUCACAAAUCCGCAGGGGCAAAUUGUGAGCGCCCGCAGCCAGCCGCCGCAGUGCCUGGUGCUGCAGGGCGGCGACACAACAGGCAAGUGGCGCUGGAGAAGCAGAUUCGAACUUGUUGCAAAUUUCAAAUUGAACUUCAGACGGAGGAACUGUCUCCCUCUCCAAGUGCUCGCGAGCCCUCGAGGAAGGCGACGGCCGCUCCUCCUGGGCCUUCCAGGCCAACUCCCAGCUGCGCCUCGCCAAGGGGGGGUCUUGGUGCAUGACUCAGAAGAAUUUGUACGGCUCGCCGCGGCGCGAAUUGAAUGGGAACAGCCAGCCCUCGCCUACACCAUUCAAGCCAGCGUCGACGGCGCUGCCUACAUGUGA